Molecule: messenger RNA, 840 nt
Organism: Schistosoma margrebowiei
Lineage: Eukaryota; Metazoa; Platyhelminthes; Trematoda; Strigeidida; Schistosomatidae
Source: the annotation of a GenBank genome assembly
AUGGCUUUACCUGAAAUUGUAUAUAUUGAUGCUUCGGAAAGUGGUUGUGAUUUGAGAACAUUGCUUAAUAACUUGCUUAAAAUAUGUGAUUCGAAGUAUGAGCUCAAAAUCGAUUGCAAAUACUACUCAGCUGAUAUAAUAAUUCGAUCUGUAGACAAAUUAUGUGCUCUUAGCAAGUCACCAGAUUUUUUCAAUAUUCAUGGGGUUAUCAUUUGUUUUUCUGGGGAUAAGGUGUCUAGUUGGAAUGAUGCUCUUAAACUGAUGGGCUUGGCUAUUAGUAAUGACGUAUCUAUACGGAUGCUAGUGUGUAAUGCUGUUAAUCCGUCUAUUUUGUUUCCUUCUGAGCCAGAUGCUUUUUCGGUUAUGACACGCAUUAUUCUGGAUCAUGAGUUUGAGCUAGUUGAAAUUUCGCCAAAUGAAGAUACUAUUGAAGAAGGCGAAGAAUUUGGAGCAAAACGAAUAAUAUCUAUAUUGGAAACACAUAUUUGGCCAAAUAUGAAGCCUAAAGAUCAAAAUAAUCGAAACCAUUCAAAAUCAAUUACUAAUAAUCAAUCUUUAAAUAAUGAAAAUCAUUUAAAUUUAGUAAAUAAUUUAUCGAAUAAUAUAAAUAAGAUUCAUUUAAAUAAUAAUAAUAAUAAUGAAUAUAUCAAUUCAUCAUUAAAUAAUGAAAAUGAAUUUGAAGAAUUAUUUAAACAUUUACCAAUAAUACGUAAUGAGAUAGCUUCAUUAAAUUCUACCGAUAGAUAUAAUAUGGCUGAAAAAAUAACAUGUAAAAUUUGGAGAGCUAUUGGUGGUUCCGAGGAAGAGAUUGCUGGUUUACAACAUUCAGAUUCUGACUAA